Messenger RNA from Saccharomycodes ludwigii, 1761 nucleotides. RefSeq names its product Bre5p (gene BRE5). The record is from RefSeq and is a predicted model, not a curated record. Gene Ontology annotation, cellular component: ribonucleoprotein complex; cytosol; Ubp3-Bre5 deubiquitination complex. Bases 1 to 1761 code for a protein of 586 amino acids. Gene Ontology annotation, biological process: protein deubiquitination; ribophagy. The transcript has a single exon. Lineage: Eukaryota; Fungi; Ascomycota; Saccharomycetes; Saccharomycodales; Saccharomycodaceae. Gene Ontology annotation, molecular function: mRNA binding.
AUGACUGCUCAGGAUAUUGGAUACGCUUUUUUAAAAACUUUUUAUAAACACUUACACGACGAACCGAAAAGUAUACAUCAUUUCUACUCACCUACAGCUCAAGUUACACACAUAAAUUACCCAGCUAUAAAAGAUUACGUUUUAGAAAGCGAUAUUGUACCCACUAUCAAAUUGACAGGCGAAACAAAUAUUCGUCAGUACUUUCUGAAAUAUGCUAAAGAUAUCAAGCGUUUGAAGUUUAAAGUUACUUCAUGUGAUUUCCAGAGUAUUGGAAAUGGGAAAGAUAGCAGUAUUCUAAUUGUUGCUAUAGGAGAGUUAUGCUGGGAAAACACUCCUACUUAUAGAUUUAUCCAAACUUUUGUACUAAAAAAGUUGGAAGAUAGAUAUUAUGAUAUUACCAAUGAUUUAAUUCGUUUUAUUCCGGAUGAUGUUAUACCAAGGAGAAGACCAGUGAUAAAGAAAAAGAGUCCUGUAGUGGUUUCCAAUACUAGUAGUAAUAUUAAUGGGAAUAACGCCACCCCUAUUGAUAAAACAUCUCCAGAAGUAUCAACUGAAAAGGAACCAAAAGAAAAAGAAAUUGAAGUUGAAGAAAAAAAGGAACAAGAGGGGGGAAAAGAGGAGGAAGAAAUAAACACAAGUCAAAUUGAACCAAAACCAACUGCGAACAAUAAUAAAAACGAAUCUUUUCCUACCCAUACCAAUAAGAGUUCAGAAAAGGCUGAGGCUCCGGAGAAAACAGACAAUAGUUCUAAUGGUGCUAAAGAAGUCACAUCUAAAAAGGAAAGGACAAAGCAAGAAACAACCGACACAAAGAAAAAGAAUACUGAGAUUAAGGAGAAGAAGGACCAGCAAGAAAUAGAGAAUAAAGCUACAGCGAAUGAACACCAAAAAGGGGAAAACGAGGAGGACACUGAAAAACGGAAAAGUGAUGAAAAAACUGGCGUAGCUAAUAAUAAUACUUUUGUUAGUUGGGCAGGGAAAGUUGGUGCUGGAAUAACUCCGCCAAAAUCUGCAAAAAUUAUUGUUUCAGCGCCUUCUUCCUCCUAUUCAUCUUCAAAUAAUUUGCAACACAACAAUAGUAGAAGCCCAUAUUAUAAGAACAGUAGCAAUAAAAAUUCCAAGGAACAUUGUAAUAACACUAACAACAGCAAUACCAGUAACAAUAAUAGACCCAAAGAGUUUUAUAGUUCAGGCCAUAGCAAUAUUAACGGUAACAGGAAUAAGAAAAAUAAUAAUCAUCCGGGAUCUUCAUCAUCGCCAUUGUCAAUUUCACCAUCAUCGACCUCUACAUCCUCACCUAUUAUUUCUUCGCCUUCUUCCUCCUCCUCUAAUACUGUCGAUGGUAUAGUAAUUAAAAACACUAAUGGCCAUUAUCCUAUAUAUAUUCCUAAAACUACCAAUACAAAUAAAGAUGCCUUAGUUGAAGCAUUAGAGAGAGAAUUUGGUAAGGUUAUGAAUAUUAAUAUGAACAAUGGAUUUGCCGUUGCUGAUUUUGAAGAUAAGGAACACCAAACAAAGGCCAUUGAGAGGGGUAGCAUAAACGUUGAUGGCAUCACAUUGAAUUUAGAGGUGAAAAAACAAAAAAAUAAAUCCAACCACAAUUCUUAUUUUCAAACAUCAUCAUAUAACAAUACGAAUUCGAAUAAUUAUUCGCAUUCUUACUCUUCUUCAACAAUUACUCCUGACGAUAAUGGAUUUAUACCAACUACCUUAUCUUCAUCUCGUAGUGGCUCAAGACGAGGAAUAACUAGAAAAAAUUAA